UGGAAUUAAAUUUUUCCCGCGAACCACGGCGGGCCUCAGCCCACCUGCCCCAUCAACCACCACCAUUUUAGCUCACACUUCAAAAUCCACAAUCUCCAGAUCUCACCCUUUCUUUAUCCAUCUCUUUAUCCUCCCUUUCUUCACACAGUUUAUUUGUCGGAAGCCAGUAACACCUACUCAUGUCCACAGCGAAUCCGCCGGUUUCGUCAACCGGCGUCGGCGUCGGCCUCGGUUACGGCAUAGCCAUUGCCGUUAGCAUCCUAGUACUGAUCUCCACAAUCAUGCUCGCUUCCUACGCUUGCGUGAGAGUUAAAGCCAGUGGAAACAACAACAAUCGAAGUAGCCGGGGUAGCAACAGCGACGACACGAAUGGUGGCAUUGCCGACGAGGAAUCUAUGGAAAUUGCUACGGUGGUGUUAGGACUCGACGGUCCGAUCAUCGAGUCAUAUCAGAAGAUCAUAUUAGGCGAGAGCCGGCGGCUGCCGGGGCCGAACGACGGGCCAUGUUGCAUUUGCUUGACGGAGUAUGAAGCUAAGGAUCAGAUACGGUGCAUACCAGAUUGCAAUCAUUGUUUCCACGUUGUCUGUAUUGAUGGCUGGCUGCGGAUGAACGCAACUUGUCCUUUAUGUCGGAAUUCGCCGGCUCCUUCUCGGGGUCCCACACCUUCGGCUACCCCUUUGUCAGCAUUGGUACCUUUAGCCGUUCAUGGUAGAUGAUU
Messenger RNA from Hibiscus syriacus, 718 nucleotides. Its product is annotated as putative RING-H2 finger protein ATL69. Bases 180 to 716 code for a protein of 178 amino acids. Gene Ontology annotation, molecular function: transferase activity. NCBI's taxonomy places the organism in Eukaryota, Viridiplantae, Streptophyta, Magnoliopsida, Malvales, Malvaceae. The record is from RefSeq and is a predicted model, not a curated record. The transcript has a single exon. Gene Ontology annotation, biological process: protein ubiquitination.